AUGGAUCUGCUCUUCGGCAAAAUCUAUGCAAGACUUCGUAUAUCAGGUAUCCGACAACAAGAGUUGCGUGCCCUGUUUGUUCGGAGUUGUUUACCGGUAUGGCUUGGCGGGAAGCGGAUCCCCGAGCUGGCGAAGCUCAACCACUUUUUUGAGUCCCGCGCGGUCGACGACGACACUCCCUCCCACCCAAUUCACCCUCUACCUCACCUCGGUAUCACCAUGCUGUCCCGGACAAUCAGGAGAAGCAUUGCGUCGCCCUUUCGCCGCAAUGUCGUCGCCCCUGCUGCGCGGCCUGCCUUCAGGUUCGUGACCACAGACGCCGCUUCAUCGCAUACCGACCCGGAAAAGGUGCCAGAGGAGGAUGACAAGCCCUUCGAGGUCCGCCUUUCCGAUGAGUCGUUUGAGACAUACGAACUCGACCCCCCCGCCUACACGCUCAACACGACCAAGAAGGAGUUGAAGAAGAUGUAUUACGACAUGGUAGCCAUGCGACGCAUGGAAAUGGCCGCCGACAGACUCUACAAGGAGAAGAAGAUUCGCGGUUUUUGCCAUCUUUCCACUGGUCAAGAGGCCGUCGCUGUCGGUAUUGAGCAUGCGAUUGAACGAUCCGACCACGUCAUCACCGCCUACCGCUGCCACGGCUUCGCUCUGAUGCGCGGCGCAUCUGUCAAGUCCAUCAUCGGAGAAUUGCUCGGAAGACGGGAGGGUAUCGCAUACGGCAAGGGUGGAUCCAUGCACAUGUUCGCUCCCGGUUUCUACGGCGGAAACGGCAUUGUCGGUGCUCAGGUCCCUGUCGGUGCUGGCAUCGCUUUUGCGUGCCAGUACGAGAACAAGAAGAAUGUUACGCUUGCGCUCUACGGAGACGGUGCUUCCAACCAGGGACAGGUCUUUGAGGCAUACAACAUGGCCAAGCUGUGGAACCUGCCCAUCAUCUUUGGCUGCGAGAACAACAAGUACGGUAUGGGUACCGCUGCUAACCGUUCCUCCGCCAUCACCGAAUACUACAAGCGUGGACAAUACAUUCCCGGUCUGAAGAUCAACGGCAUGGAUGUCUUAGCUGUUAAGGCUGCUGUCCAGUACGGAAAGGAAUACACCGCCGCCGGCAAGGGCCCUCUUGUCUACGAAUACGUCACCUACCGCUACGGAGGCCACUCCAUGUCUGACCCCGGAACCACAUACCGCACGCGCGAAGAAAUCCAACGCAUGCGCAGCACCCAAGACCCCAUCGCCGGCCUCAAGCAAAAACUCCUCGACUGGGGCGUCACCAGCGAAGAAGAGCUCAAGGCCAUUGACAAGCAAGCCCGCUCCGAAGUCGACGCUGAAGUCGCCAUUGCCGAGAAGAUGCCUGCUCCUGACCCCACGCCCAAGGUCCUGUUCGAGGACAUUUAUGUGAAGGGCUCCGAGCCCCAAUUUACCCGUGGACGCAUCCCAGAGGAAAAUUUCUACUUCACCGAGCAAGAUAUGGGCGAGCCGAAGAGCGCAGUGGCUAGGACGGCGUAG
Molecule: messenger RNA, 1500 nt
Organism: Plenodomus lingam JN3
Lineage: Eukaryota; Fungi; Ascomycota; Dothideomycetes; Pleosporales; Leptosphaeriaceae
Source: RefSeq, a predicted model, not a curated record